GUCCUCAGAACGAGCCAGACGCUUCACUCACUCAACUCUCGUCUUGUCUGCUGUCCUGGGUGGGAGGUGGACGUGUGGAUUGAGUCGCUCGUGGUGGUCGUGUGGGGGGGAAAAAAGAAGAAAAAAAAAAACACACACACACACACACACACGUUUACGUGCGGAACGUGCUGCUCGUCUGCCAUUCCCCUCUCGUGGAUGUGAGGGAAAGCCCCUCUAUCACAGGACAAAGCAUCCUUCAAUUCCACGCGUGUGUGCACCGUUUUUUUCCCCCGAGAGUGUGUUGCCUCACAACUGAGACCCCCACUCGUUUCUGCUUUGUUCUUAGUCACCGUGAACAGCACCAUCGCAGGCGUGCUUACAUGUGAUGAAGUCCCCUAUUGCAGCGGCAUCGUCGGGCGACGUCAAUCUUAAUUAAGGAUUUUUUUUCAUUAUUAUUUUUAAAUACGUCAGUGUUUCAUCUCAACACCAGUAUUGAGAGAAACUGAAGAAGAAGAAGAAGAAGAAGAAGAAGACGGCAGCGAGGUUCCAGAACGUGGCUGCUUGGUGAAACAUCCAUGAGCUCCGAUUUUUCACACUACAGUUUCAGGAUGCCAAAUAUAGGGUUCCAGAACCUGCCCCUUAAUAUCUACAUUGUUGUGUUUGGGACAGCCAUUUUUGUCUUCAUCCUCAGCCUCCUCUUCUGCUGCUACUUAAUAAGGUUACGGCACCAGGCGCACAAAGAACUCUAUGCAUACAAACAAGUUAUUCAGAAGGAAAAGGUGAAAGAGUUAAAUUUGCAUGAGAUAUGCGCGGUGUGCUUGGAGGAGUUCAAACAGAAAGACGAGCUGGGGAUUUGUCCGUGCAAGCACGCCUUUCAUAGGAAAUGCCUCAUCAAGUGGCUGGAGGUGAGGAAAGUGUGCCCGCUGUGCAACAUGCCCGUCUUGCAGCUUGCCCAGCAGGCUGGCACCACGGAACCUCCUGUGCCAAUCCAGCAGCCUCUGCCCGGUGUCGAGAACCUGGUCUAGUGGACCUGAAGCCAACAUGAGGGUGACACUAUACAUAUAAGUAUAUACACACACACAAAUAAAUACAGACGACCAGUCUGCUGGAAAGGUCCAAUUAUUUGUGACUCUGCGGACCCGCCUGGUGGGAAAGACGUGCUUAUCUUUACGACAUAAAAAGGGUUUUUCCUCAACUUGCUUGGAUUGAUCAUCAACUGUGGAUUAACUUUUUUUUUGUUUUUUUGUUUGUUGGAUACGGAAAGAACGUUGAUGUGGUUCACAACCAAAGCACUUUUUUUCUGUGGACACCAGCUGAACAGGAGGAUGACAGCGAACACAGCAGCCAAGAUCUACAAUACACGAAAUAUUUUUUUGUUUUGUUUUUGUUUUGUUUUUAAUUAUUAUUUAAUAAGCACUUUACAAGAAGUCAAAACUUAAUUGCUUGCAAUUGUGGUAGCAAUGUUUUAUAUCAGAUUUUUUUGUUUUAUAUCAGAUUUUUGACCAUUACUUCCAUGUUCAACUUAAAGCCUCGCAGGUUUACAUUUUUAAUUGGUAAACUUGGACUAGAAUCACAAGUCUCAAAGGGAAAAAGUAAUAAUUUUGUUAAAUGUCUGCAAGGCUCCAUACAUUUUAAUUUCUUUCCACACAUGCUUUGAAGGAAGCUCAAAAGAGACUUCAAUCCAUUUAUUUGAAAUGAAAGGAUUACACAUGCCAAACUCCAUAUGAAGUGCCGUCUUAUUAGUCUUUACUCUUAUUAUUAUUAUUAUUAUUAUUAUCCGACUGUUUUAAUGGGUUUGUAUUAUUCUGGCAAUCCAGAAAAGUGUUUCACUAAUAAAUAAACUGCCAUGUUUCCUCAUAUAGCGGCUGUGCGGCAGAGGCGGGGGCGCUAAUUUCUCAACUGCACAGAGUACCGGCCAUCUAUUCGCAGUAAGACAUUUAUUCGUAAGUGUGAAAAUAUAUAUAAAAUAUUAAAAAUAUAUACAAUAUAUACAAAUAUGUUCAAAUCUUUUUCUUUUUUUUUUCCACAUAUCAUCGCUAUCGACGGAAUACACUCGGAUUCAAAAUCACAAUUUUUCAAGAAAUUUGGGGGCGGGGGGAGCAUCCUGCUUGAGUUACCAAACACUGCAUUCUUCAAGUUGGUAUUAUACAUUAUAUUGAUAUCAUAUAUAGUUGCACACGAACAUCAUCACAACACAAUCCUAUUCAAUCGCUAAUUGAAUUUGCUUAAAAAAAAAAAAAAAAAACACUAACUUCGCUGUUAUUGAUUAAAAUGGUAAGAUAUGUCACCGGGACCAGUCAUCCACAUCGUCAAAUUCUUUUUCAAAUGUUCUAAUUGCCAUUAGUGAAGCAAAAAAUAAAUAAAUACAAUGAUGAACUGACUAAGAAGUGCAAUAUGCCGAAAUGCAUCUAUACGCAACUUACCUUUGUGGCGAACUCAUUCUCUUCUGCUCCGAAGCAUUACAGCGAUCCAUUUUUAACAAAACAGGCUUACUCAAAUAUAUUUACCAUUACUCUUUUCACUCAUGACCGCCUCGAAAACAUCCGGACUUUCAAUCUUGAGUUGAUAUAAUACCGCUCGGCUCCCGCAGACUGAGGGAAGAGGCGAAGUUUUACAACACUUCUCAGCCAGCUCAAGUGUUCAAGCGCGUUAACAGAGUUGUUCUUAAGCUAUUUUCAAAAUUAGUUAAUUUUUCAAAAUGGCAGACAACGUGGGCACAGAUCAUUAAUGUUGAUUUGUGGAAAAAUGUUAAAUUGACCAAUGUGACGCCCCGGAGCGACGAUAUACACAAUUGUCUGAGAUGUGAUGUUAACUCAUGAAGAAAACAGCUCAUUUUCUUAACUAUAGCAACACGGGUUCACAUACUGUGAAUAUAUAAAGGCAGUGUUUGGGAGUAUCCGGGGCUUCAAAAAAUAAAAAUAAAAAAUAAAUGUUACAAACACGAAUGACACUUAUGGUCAUUCAUUCACCUAAAUGUGUUAAAGAAGCACUAAAAAUGCAUUGGAAGCUGCCAUUUCAUGUGUAUUUUUUUAUUUUUUUUUUAAACGAUACUGACGAGGUCCAUGAGCACUCAUGUACCUCUCUCCCUACUAAGGGAGUUGCCCCCUGCUAGAGUCAGUGCUCACUGGAUGUAAUGAAGCAGCAUUUCCAUUCACACACACACACACACACACACGAUGCAUCAUUCUCGAGCUUUCGCUUCACUCUCUUUCUGUUUGAUACUUUUUUUGUUUUGUUUGGACCACUGAGCCCUGCUUUUUGUUGUGGUUUUUGUGUCCCCGGUUGUAAGCUGCUCCCGUGAAAAGUGCUGAUCACUUUAGUGAGCACCAGUUUACAAAAAAAAGGGAAAGGCACAAUCAUUAAAAUCCCAAAAGGUGAAAAGCAAACCCUAACCCAUUUUAAAAUAAAUAAAUGUACUUGAAUUAAAUAUUGUAAGAUUAUAAUUAAAAUGUGAAGCAGCAUUACCAUUCAAAUUGAAUUACAAAAUGCCAUAAUUCACCUGGUUUAAUUUCUCUGUGAUUUGCUUAUUGUGGAAUUGAACUGGGAAAAUGACUGAUUGUGCCUUUAACAAUCCAAACAAACAGUCAUGGCUGCCCAGGUUACACACACACGACAACACGCUUACACAUAUAAUGUUUUAUUAUAUGCAAGGUGGCAUCUCACAACUUUGUCGCACACAUAACAACAUUGGGAACAAGUAUUUCUCUACAUUAACCUUUUUCAGAACAAAAAAAUACAUCUAUUAGUUUCUUCACUGUAGUUUAGGAUAAAGUUUCCCUUGUGAACAUGAUGAAUCAAAAAUUCAUUUGCCGAGAAAUUGUGUGCCUGAUUGAUGAUCAAUAGAAUGGCUUCCAACAUUUUAUUUGGACCCCUAAAAAUGUCCCCGUAGCCCAUUUUGGCCACCGAACCACAGUUUGGGAAACCCUGACUUGAGAGAACAAAAAUGGCAAUAUUGAGAGAACAAAAUAAGCAACAAAUUGGCAGUUUUUGCGAUGGUGUGUGCUUAAUUUUUUUUUAAUGUAAAGGCUCCAUCACUCAACAAAUGUUACAAAAGAAUGCUCCUUAAAAUGUGAUUUAUUGUGACAAUAUGUGUCGUUCACUGCUAACAACACAAGUCUUACGUCUUUGUAUGUAUCCCGCUUGGUUCAAUGUAAACGCAUGCUAACUCUGUGUACUGAUUAUCACCACUGUAACAUGUUCACAUUGUUAGUGUGUUGAUGCCACAAAAUGACCUUUAAACAGGGUACACACAUACCAAUUUUUUUUAAUUGUGAGAGACCGCACACACCACAAGGGAAAAAAAACUGCGAUUUUUUUUUUUUUUUUUUUUUUUUUUUUUUUUUUGCUCUGUGGUGUGACGUGUACGAGAUGACCAACACAGCUCACCACACAUAUCUCCACCGAUGAUUGUGAGUCUCCUCCCCCAAACCAGAUGUCUGUUGUAGUACCAAGGCUGACCCGUGAGAGGCAGCAUGGUGCCACAUUGCGUCCACACUGAUGAAAAGUACAAAGAAGGAGAAAUCAACGAUGCUAGGCUUGACUUUGCUAUCGUAAAUGUUGAACAUGUUUAACAUUUGCGAUAGCCCAGUUAUCCGUAUGUGUGUACCCUGCUUGAAGCGAUCACUCCCUGAUAUUUAUCGUAAACACCACAAAGAUCCUAAUUCCAAUCGAAGUGCCAAAGGAAUUAAAAAAAAAAAAAACAGAACAUUUCUGCAUUUUUUUUAAAAAACAAAAGUGAUUGAAGAAAGCAAAGAGAUGUAGCCAUGAAUACUGGAGGAGUGUUACGCAUCUUACGCUUAAACUCUGAAUACUUACUGAAAGCAGUCAAAUCAGAGUUUCAUUUGAAUCUUGGUGGAUGCUUUGAGGACAAGUGCACUCGUUAUUUAUUCCUCUGUAGCUUUGUUGUGCCCCUCCCUCAGAGAAAACAUUAUGAAAAAUAAUAAUAAUAUCCAAUAUAACAAUCUUGACUUUGUUGUAAACAGAUGUUCUGUUUGUGGACUUUCACAGACAUUGUAAAACUAAAAAUUCUGCAGCAGAAUAUUUUUGAAGAUGAUGAUAAUAAUAAUAGCUGUACAGUAUUUGUAAGCUCUAUUUUUGUAUAUUGCUAUUUUGAGGGGAAUGUAAUCUGAUUUGUUUUCAUGUUCAUGUUUUUAUUUGGCUAAUUUCAUGUUUAUUCGUUUUAAAAGAUACACAAUUGCAUGUGACUGAUUUGAACUGUAAUAAAGUUUACAAGAUUUGA
Phycodurus eques (leafy seadragon) is the source of this 5221-nucleotide messenger RNA. RefSeq names its product ring finger protein 24 (gene rnf24). The record is from RefSeq and is a predicted model, not a curated record. Gene Ontology annotation, cellular component: endomembrane system. Lineage: Eukaryota; Metazoa; Chordata; Actinopteri; Syngnathiformes; Syngnathidae. The coding region runs from base 558 to 1007 and encodes 149 amino acids. The transcript has 6 exons. Gene Ontology annotation, molecular function: ubiquitin protein ligase activity; zinc ion binding.